Molecule: messenger RNA, 2527 nt
Organism: Acanthaster planci (crown-of-thorns starfish)
Lineage: Eukaryota; Metazoa; Echinodermata; Asteroidea; Valvatida; Acanthasteridae
Source: RefSeq, a predicted model, not a curated record
GUGAAAUCACCUCGCAAAACAGACGGCUUUUGGACCCCGGUGCCAACGGCAUACAUUGCAUUAGCCUAUAUCUCUUUUCAUACCGUUCUCAACAACGCCUGAAUUUACACCUGAGCAUUUGGACAAGAAGAGAGUGGCUCUGUAGAAUUCACGAGCUUUUUUGUAACUGGAGGUUUCCCUCGUUGAUGCAGACGCGUGACCAGCAUUCCAUGGGCUCGCUUGUCUCAUGUGCCCGUGAUAUCGUGUUGGGUAUCACAGUUGUGACGUUCGUGCGACUCGCAGUUACCAGCGUACGAUAGCACUGUGGUCUGGCCAGCACGCAACCCAGUCGUCGUCCCAGAUUCCACGGCUAGGGGAAACUGUGCUCACUUUGAACCUACGUGCAAGCACACAGCCACAGGUAGGUUCAGUUUGCGUCGAGGGCCCUUAGCCAGCGUGAGGAUUGUGUUGAACGCUCGAGAGAAACGUUAGAGCUAACCAAUGCGUAUUUUCUUCUGCAAUGAUUGAUUUAAACCCUUGCCUAGCAUCCUCAUCGACGUGGAGAAUUAUGGAUGUCCGACUCUUCCUUGGUGCCAUCUUACUUCUCACACCACUUGACAUGUGUCAUGGAAAUAGAGAUAACCAGAUUUUAAAGCAGGCACGGUUUGAAGAUCCCAAAAGCCGGACUGUUUUUCACCGCGAGGUGGCAGCAGACACAUAUGCUGACCAUGACGAUCGCUUGCGUGUGAGGAGGGACACCGCUGACACUGGUCAACCGGCUGGAGUAGGCUUCCCCCUGAAUGACGGUCUACCGCCCCCUGGAGGUCAAUUUCCCCCUUUUGCGCCCAAUGGAGACCCUAGUACUAUGGCGCCCUCUGUCGAUGUGACACCAAGCCAAACUUCUGCCGACAACGCGUCACCACUGUUCUGCGCAAGUUACGUCAAGAUUUUGAUCUGCUUCAUCUCUUGGUAUUUUCUACAAAAGGCUGUGUAGCAACCUGCGGCAAAAGAAACGGUUUAAUCUUUCUAUAUCCAUUUGUUUCUCCCUUCCAUUGCGCAACUCCUUAUUUCCCCACGUAUAACCUUGUAAGAUUUAUUUUCUCCAAACCUGGUUCAAAAAUCAAAAUAACGAACUCUUUCCUCUUCAUAAAAUAAGAUUUUUAGCCCUUUCCUUUAUACGUUUAAUUUAAAUGAAUCUUAACCCCAUUUACUUCAAGCCAUUUUUACCGAUAAAUGCUCCUUUUACAUUUUAUGUGACAUUUUGUUUAGUACCCCGUUUGUUUGUGACUUUACUUUAGUGUUUACAAUUAAAAGAAGCUGUUUUGGACAUUUUCGGAACCGAGCAACGACUUUACCACAGUGUUUAAAAAAUGGGUCUUAGACCAAAAAAAAAUUUGUUUGUCUCUGGUCAGACUGCUGUCCCAGAAUUGAUGCGGCGACGCUUGCUGCUCCCCCCCUCCCCCGGGUUGGAUUGUACACACAAUUGCAGACACACGUUGUCGGAUCAUGCAACUAGACCAGCUUUAUUAUGAUUAUAGGCUGAGAGCAAACAACUUCUUAUCCAUAGUCUGCUGUCAUUGUUCAACAUCAAUCUCGUCGGGAUCUAUCCCCCUGAGUAAAAAAUCAAGCUGCCCGCAAAAAAUGUUAAGGUAGUGCUGCAGUAGAGGGUGCUGUUGCAGCGCUCCCAGAAAAAAAAAAACGCUCAUGCUUGAAAUCGACACGCGCAAUGACCACUGACGAAAGACACUGGGGGCCUCAUAUUAUUAUCUGGGUGUUUGAAAUGCAAAAGGAUUUUAAUAAAGGUUACGAUACUUGAAAUAUCUUGAGAAUUCAAUGAAAGCCGCCAUGGAAUGAAUGGCAGCAAAUAGAUUAUUUGGUAUCAAGACGUCAUUUUAUAGCUAAUUGUUGUACCUUAAAAUGAAAUAAAAUCCCACUUGAGCGUCCCAACCUUUCGAAAUUUCACCCGUUGGCAUCCAAAUUUCCGUUUUCAAAAGCGAACCAUGUCUAUGAAAUAAAUAGUCAGGCACAGCGUUGCAAAUGCCAUUAACAUAAAAUAAACUAAUAAUGUCGUCGGCAGAGGUCAUUUUUCCAUUCCCUGCAUAGUUCUUGUGAUCAUACUGUAGGAUAGCAUGCAGGUGUGCCCAAAGACCAUCACCUCCUGGAGACAUUGCUAAGCCUGUAAAAUAUAUCAGGAAAACUGUAUAACCAAAUAGGACUGCGACCCAAAGUGUAAACGCGUGGACAACAAAAUCAACAAAAUAAAUAAAAUUAGCAUUUUUAAUAAAGUAAGUUUGUCUAAUAAGCCCACUCUAUUAGCAAAUCCCAAAGUAACGAUAAUCUGAGCAUUCCUUUUCUUUGAUCAUAUCAACGCCGUGUUAUAUUCACACAGUGCGAAACUUUUAUCACGAUGAAUAUAUGUGUCAAUCCAGCAGGCCUAACUAGAGAGUUAGAUGUGCCUCAUUACGAACCCUUAAGUUCAGGCUGGCCUUAGGUUGGAGCGACCUUGCACGCAUUGCGACAGUCUUACAGUGAGCGACGAGCGAUUUUU